Molecule: messenger RNA, 987 nt
Organism: Drechmeria coniospora
Lineage: Eukaryota; Fungi; Ascomycota; Sordariomycetes; Hypocreales; Ophiocordycipitaceae
Product: putative cytochrome-b5 reductase, mitochondrial outer membrane form
Exons: 3
Coding region: 1-987 (328 amino acids)
Biological process (GO): ergosterol biosynthetic process
Molecular function (GO): cytochrome-b5 reductase activity, acting on NAD(P)H
Source: RefSeq, a predicted model, not a curated record
AUGUUUGCUAGAUCUGCAUUCCGCGCGGCUCAGCCGUUGAGGACGUGCGUCCGCCACUAUGCCACCGAAUCUGCACCUAAGAGUGGCUCCAGCAUGCUCCUCCCCGUUGCCGGCGCCGCCGCUGUUGCUGGCGCAGGAUACUACUAUUUUGCCGGCGGAGAAGGGGCCGUGGCCAAGGGCACGCAGGCGGCCGGCGCUGCCGUGAAACCAGCCUUCACUGGUGGUGAUCAGGGCUUCGUAUCACUGAAGCUGGCCGAGGUCGAGACCGUCAACCACAACACUAAGCGCUUCCGUUUCGAGCUUCCCGAGAGCGACCAUGUGUCGGGCCUGCACAUCGCCAGCGCCAUCCUGACCAAGUUCAAGGGUCCCAACGAUGAAAAGGCCACACUGCGACCCUACACUCCGAUCAGCGAUGAGGGCCAGCAAGGCUUCCUUGAUCUCUUGGUCAAGAAGUACCCCGACGGCCCCAUGAGCACCCACCUCCAUAACAUGGUUCCCGGCCAGCGGCUGGACUUUAAGGGACCGCUCCCCAAGUAUGCCUGGUCCGAGAACAAGCACGAACACAUCGGCCUCAUCGCCGGCGGCACCGGCAUUACUCCCAUGUACCAGCUCCUGCGAACCAUUUUCAACAACCCCAAGGAGAAAACCAAAGUCACGCUGGUGUUUGGAAAUGUUACCGAAGAUGACAUCCUUCUGAAGAAGGAGCUUGCCGAGCUUGAAAACACCUACCCUCAGCGUUUCCGCGCCUUCUACGUGCUCGAUAAAGCCCCCAAGGGUUGGACUGGCAACAGCGGCUUCAUCACCAAGGACCUGCUGAAGACGGUGCUUCCCGAGUCCAAGAACGAGAACAUUAAACUUUUCGUCUGUGGUCCUCCCGGCUUGAUGAAGGCCAUCUCCGGCAACAAGGUCAGCCCCAAGGACCAAGGCGAGCUCAGUGGUGCCCUGAAGGAUCUUGGCUACUCGAAGGAGCAGGUGUACAAGUUCUAA